AUGUACAAUAAGAAACUGAAGCAAAAUUUUAUCAAGAAGACUAAGCUAAAAGAGUAUGAUGACCCAUUAGUUGUUGAUGAGGUGUUAUCUGAUAACGAGUGGAUAGCCAACCCGAGUGAUGAAUAUGAUGAAGCAUGUGAGGAGGAUGAAAUUGAUGUAGUUUGUAGGGCAAUUGGGGAGAGAGGUGAAAGUUCUUCAUCUAGGAAGCGGAAAAAUGUUGAAGUGAAUUUGGUGGAUGAAGAUGAUGAUGGACUAAAUUCGGUUGAUGAAGAUGACAUCUAUCGUGAGAACGAUGCGCCGGAAAAUGAUUGCUUUAAUAAUUCAAUUUACAGUUACUUGAAAGAAAAGCGUGAAAGAUGGCUUAAACGCGUUCUAUGCUGCCUGCAGUUAAUUACACCAAUCCAUACAAUGUACUUAGACCAAGGGAGAAAGCUCACAGACUUCAUACAAGAAGGAUGCAAAGAAAAGAAAACAAUGUCCAAUCAUUUGAAAAGCUUUGCCAUUGAUAAUGACUAGAUGAAGAAUGUGUGCAAGAGAGGAGAAAAAGAGACAUGUUUACCUUUUAAGAAUCAUCGUUCACAGAAGAACCCCAUCCCUUUCAGCUUUCAAUUUUCACCUUUGUAGCUCAGGAGACUAAUAUGAAUACAAGUCUGAUUGGGAUGAAAUUUUCUUAUGAAAGAUUUCAUUAAGGCUUUCGUACACACAUAUUGAGUCAAUGGAGGAUUUGGUCAACAUGCUGCAACAUGCUUCUAGGGACAUCUUAACUAGUUCAAAGUAUUCGAAAAUUUACCUGACCCUAGAACUCGCCUCUGAAUCAUUCCUGGUCAACCGUCAUUCUCCCUUUUCUCAUGGAACGGAAUUUCCAUCGAUCCGUUCAAGUCCUUUUAGAAUUCUUACAAAGGAUUUUUCAUCUAAAUGUUUUGUAAAAUAUUAGCUAACUAAU
Molecule: messenger RNA, 943 nt
Organism: Lactuca saligna
Lineage: Eukaryota; Viridiplantae; Streptophyta; Magnoliopsida; Asterales; Asteraceae
Source: the annotation of a GenBank genome assembly